AUGGCGCAAGUGUGUAUGUUGGCGCGCAUGUUGUGGUCAGGUGAGCAGUCUGGUCGAAUGUCGUAUGAAUUGGUUUUGUAUGCAGGUGACAGGUAUGGCAGUGACCGCAGUGAAAUUCCUAAUUCCAAAUUUUUAGGUGACAGGCACGACAGGAGCCGUAACGAAACCUUCCCAACUUUUUUAGGUGACAGGGUUGGUUCUACCGAAAAUAUUUUAGAUUUUAAGUAUCAGUUUAGUUUCAAGUCUGCGGAAUUCGCGCCAGAACAAGUUUUACCAGUUUAUAAGCCUACGCCAGCACAAAGGCUCUCUGUUAUUCGUAAACGUAAUAAUGUUUCAAAUUCUAGGAAUAAGUGCAGAAUGGUUCAAGAGGAUGAAGAAGUCGAACACAGUCCUUUGUUUGACAACCACGGGGAAUCACUGCAUUGUCAGCCGAGUGUAAAUACCAAACAUCACAGGUUGGUCCGACAUCACGAGCUGUUAAAACCAGACAAGUUUGAUAGCACUGGGUGUCUCAAAACUUUUCUUAAGAAGUUCGAGAUAUGUGCUAUGUAUAACCAAUGGAGUAUGGAUGACAUGGAAGCGUAUCUGUCAUGUUCGUUGACAGGUGAAGCUGCUGAAGUUUUUUGGGACUUAGCGGGACUAGGUUAUCAAGAAUUAGUAACAAAGUUAGAAAACCGUUAUGGAACGAGUGGUCACGAAGAGUCGUAUAGACAUGAGUUGCAGACUCUUCGACGCAAACCAGGUGAGUCGCUUCGUGAAUUAUCACAAACGGUAAAAAAAUUAAUGUCGUUAGCUUACCCGGGCGAACAGUCAAAAUUGGCGGAACAUUUAACAAGAAAUUUUUUUUAUUUGCUCUUAAUGACGCUGAUUUAG
Messenger RNA from Helobdella robusta, 873 nucleotides. RefSeq lists its product as hypothetical. The coding region runs from base 1 to 873 and encodes 290 amino acids. NCBI's taxonomy places the organism in Eukaryota, Metazoa, Annelida, Clitellata, Rhynchobdellida, Glossiphoniidae. The transcript has 3 exons. The record is from RefSeq and is a predicted model, not a curated record.